UCGUGCGUAAAAUGCCGCGCUUAGUGCGUCCUGGCGCGGACGAGUCCUCGGAAAGUGUGCGGUGUCAGUCGCGCUUCCUUCACGCCCCGCUGUCGUGGCUCGGUGAUGUGCAGGAGUGGCAUCUCGGCGACAGAAUCUGGAUGAAAGAGCGUCCUUUAGAGCUCAGGCAUGCAUCGAGUAAUGAGAUCAUUGGCGUUAUAAAUAUCCCCGUGCCAGCAGAACAACUCCAGCUACUGCAGCCCGGGUAAUGCCCACACACAAGCGCUGCAUGCGUGAGUGUGUGCGUGUGUGCGCACGGUUUCUGGAGCCCGGACCUCGGUACGAGCGACGCCAAAAUGCGCGAAGUGUCCUAGCGAGUGUCUCCUCUGUGGAAGAAUGAAUGUUCCUCUUUACCUUUUGACCUUCGCUCACUUGGUUUGCGCCGCCGCCGGAGAGGAGCACGUCUCUUUGGAGAGCCAACUUCUGGAGGAAGGGAUCCGCUCGGGACGCAGGACUUGCAGGCUCUACUGUAGGGUUGGCAUCGGCUUCCAUCUGCAGAUUCAUCCCGACGGCAGAGUCAACGGCAGCCAUGCGCCCAACCAACUGAGUGUUCUGGAGCUCUUUGCGGUUUCUCAGGGGGUCAUUGGCAUCAAAGGGGUCUACAGUAACAGAUUCCUGGCCAUGAAUAAAAGAGGACGGCUCCACGCCACCGAAUGGUUCACAGACGACUGUAAGUUCAGGGAACGUUUCCAGGAGAACAGCUACAACACGUACGCCUCAGUGAUCCACAGGAACCACAGGACUGGUCGCGAGUGGUUUGUGGCCCUCAACAAGAGGGGUAAAGCUAAAAUGGGCUCGAGUCCACGGGUCAAAUCCCAGCAUGUCUCCACCCACUUCUUACCAAGGGUCAGCCUGCAGGACAAGGCCGAGCGAGGGUUCACCAUCACAGACAGGAGCAAAGAGAGGAGGAAAUCUUCGCCUCCACCACCAGCUCCACCUAAACCUGCAGUGGUGAAGGCGAACGUCCACGCUGGAACAGCUCAGAGACGGACACAAGUCAAAUACUGGCCCAAGUACCGGUUCGGAUAG
Messenger RNA from Paralichthys olivaceus (Japanese flounder), 1068 nucleotides. It is a transcript of the gene fgf5, whose product is annotated as fibroblast growth factor 5. Gene Ontology annotation, cellular component: cytoplasm. The record is from RefSeq and is a predicted model, not a curated record. Gene Ontology annotation, biological process: fibroblast growth factor receptor signaling pathway; cell differentiation; positive regulation of gene expression. Gene Ontology annotation, molecular function: growth factor activity; fibroblast growth factor receptor binding. Lineage: Eukaryota; Metazoa; Chordata; Actinopteri; Pleuronectiformes; Paralichthyidae.